AUGGCUGUGGCGAAGGAACUGAAUAAUGGCCGAUGCAAGUGCAACGGCCACGCGAGCAAGUGCGUGGACAACGCCUGCAUAUGCGAGCACAACACGACGGGCGAGAGCUGCGAGGCCUGCCAGCCAUUCUUCGUCGACAGACCCUGGAAGAGAGCCACCAGGAAUGAUGCUUUCGAGUGCAGAGCUUGCAACUGCAACGGCCACUCAGAACAAUGCAUAUUUGACAACGAACUCUACCAGCGAACUGGUAGUGGCGGCCGAUGCCUCAACUGCAAGAACCACAGCUCAGGUCCGCACUGCGAGCAAUGUAACGUCGGCUUCUACAAAGCAGCAAACAACGUCUGCAGACCUUGCGCCUGCAAUUCCACUGGAUCGAGAAGCGAGCACUGCAGCGAGCGGGGGGUGUGCCAGUGCAAGUAUGGGGUGACCGGGGACAAGUGUGACAAGUGCCUUCCCAACUACUUCCUGUUUGGACCAGAUGGCUGCAAGACGUGUGAAUGCCUAGCAGCAGGCUGCCAGAACAACCAACCUGUCUGUCUGAAAGGCUCGGGUGUUUGUCAGUGCAAGGAGAAUGUGGAGGGGGACAACUGUGAUGUGUUAGAGGGGUGGAGGGUGGAGUGGGGGUUGUGGUUGUGCUGCAAGCCCGGAUUUUUCGGGAUGAAUCUGGACAACCCACUCGGCUGCCUGCCAUGUUAUUGUUACGGACACUCGAGCAGGUGCACCUUGUCGUUGGGAUACUUCAUGCAGUACAUCCACUCGGACUUCCAAAACGGAGCUCAGGGUUGGAGGGGCAUGUCAGGGAGCGAUGUUGAGGUCCCCCUCCAAUUCGACCAACACAGACGUGCCGUCCGUCUCAGCAGUUCUCGUCAUGAUGCCCAAGUUUAUUUUGUUGCACCAGAUAGGUACAUUGGCAAUCAGAAAAACAGCUACGAUCUUUAUUUGACUUUUGAACUUCAGACCAACAAUGACAGGUCAUUGACCUCCCCCACCGACAUCAUCAUCGAAGGAGUGAAUGGCCACAAAAUGUACACGUCCUUGACCUCACAGAACAACCUCGUCCCCAGGACAGCCAAUCAAAACUACAAGUUCCGCUUGAACGAGUAUCCAACUUAUGAAUGGAGUCCCAAGAUGUCCACGAGAGAAUUUGUUGACAUCCUGAGCGACAUCAAGUCCAUCAAAAUCAGGGGCACCUACUCGCCGAACGGCGAAGGCUUCUUGAGCAGUUUCAAGCUGGAGUCCUCGGCGGCAUCUUACGGACACCGACCUGCCACGAACGUGGAGAGAUGUGAGUGUCCCGUGGGGUAUGUUGGUCAGUUCUGCGAAUCUUGCGCCCCUGGCUACAGGAAGGAAUUUGGUGGGAGUAGUCCCAAGGAGAGAUGCAUUGAGUGCAGAUGCAACGGACACUCAGAUUCCUGUGACUCCGCUUCAGGUCGCUGCAUAUGCCAGCACAACACGGUGGGCAACCAAUGCGAAAUGUGUGCUCCUGGUUUCUACGGCAACGCCCUUCGAGGCACCCCGCACGACUGCAAACUCUGCCCCUGUCUGGACAACGGGGAGUGCAUGGAGAAAGGCGGGGAGGUGGUGUGCACCAAGUGUCAAACUGGCUACGCAGGUAAAACGUGCGGCGAAUGUGACGAUGGAUAUUAUGGAGAUCCAACGGGGGUGAGGGGGAGGAAGAGCCCGUGUAUGCCCUGCCAGUGCAAUGAGAAUGUGGACCCUAACUCUAUCGGCAAUUGUGACAGAUGGACAGGCGAAUGUCUGAAGUGCAUCUACAACACAGCUGGUCCUCACUGCGAGCACUGCCUGCCCAACUACCAUGGUGACGCCCUAGCUUAUCCUAAGGGGCAGUGCAAAUCUUGCCACUGCCACCUGCCCGGCACAGCCUCCCAGCACGGUGACCCCUGCGACCUCUACAGCGGCCAGUGCGCCUGCCUGCCCAACGUCAUCGGCCUCAAGUGCGACCGCUGCGUUGAUGGCUUCUGGAAUAUCAACUCUGGGAGAGGUUGCGAGAGAUGUCGUUGCGACUACACCGGCUCCUUUAACUCGUCGUGCGACCAUCACAGUGGACAGUGCCACUGCAAGCCAGGCGUCACUGGCCGCAACUGCGACAAGUGUGACAUCAAUUAUUAUAAGUUCUCGCAGACCGGAUGCACACCGUGCCACUGCAAUCGCGAGGGCUCGCAACACGAGCAGUGUGACCCCGUGACUGGCAGGUGCAUCUGCAGACCGAACAUCGAGGGCAGGGCUUGUGACCGCUGCUCCGAGAACAGGUACCUCGACGAAAGGGGCUCUUUGUUAUACAUCAACAAGAAGAAGGUGCAUGAAAAUUUAUUUCCAGAAUGUUCGGAAUGCUACACACUGAUCCAAAGGUCAGCCAACGAAAUCAGAGUGAAGGUGAACGAUUUGCGCAUUUUAAUUCAGAAGAUUCUCAGUGGGGCGGAGAUUGGCGACGACGCUGAAAUUCGCAACAGAAUUUAUUUCUUGAACCAGUCCAUUAGCACGCUCUGGUUGCAGGCAAAAAAUAUCAAAGGCGGAACUGGAGGCAACGAGAACGAGAUUUAUGAACUGACGCGAAGGAUUGAGAGCAUACAGCAGAUCAUCAACGAGAUUGUCUACAGGAUGGGACUUGCAAGAAAUAACAACGAGCGGGCGAGGGAUGAAAUUGCAACGGCCAACAACAUCCUGGACAUCAUCAAAAACUCAUUCUCCGAUCUCGACUACAAAAUAAACGAAGGAAAAAGAUUGUUGAUUCUUCUGUACGAAAAAAUGCGUAACUAUGGUUACGGUUCUGAUCAGCUGACCAGGAUGGCUAAAGAGGCCAGGAAUUUCGCCGACAGACACAGCGAAGAAUCACACCAAAUUCAGCUGAUAAUUGAACAAGCUUUGCAAACGUCAGAGGAGGCCCUAGCAACCGCAAACUCCAUCCUACCUGGCCAGGACGGGGCUGAGCACAACAUCUACUUUAUCAAAAAAAGGAUAGCGAAACUGAACGAGGAGAUGACGAAGACCUCCUCAGUGACGACAUCCUGUUGGGAGGACUCUCUCAGACUCCUGAAUGAAAUCACCAUCCUGGUCAGGGAUAUCCAGUCCAUCCAAGUCGAUGGCUCCAACGUGCAGCACCUCAAACAGGAAGUUGACCGCAUCAGACAGAAAACUGAACAUAAAAAGUUGGAAUGGGAGUCAUUGAAGAGGGAGAAUCAUGAAUUUGUUAGAAACAUCGAAUCCGUCUUGCACGAAGCCUUCAUGUUGGUUAAUAUGUUGAUCUCUGAAAAACAGUUCAUUGACGAAACGCUGGGCGAUGCGGACGCGUUGCAUGACAGGGCUCUACGUGCCAGCGAAUCAUCACAUGAGCUAUACGAAAAAAUCAAACGCACACUAGAAAUACUACUGCGGUACGACGAGGAGAUGAGGAUCAAGGAGGCCCGGGCCCAGGAGGCUCUCAAGAAGAAACCAAAAAUCGAGUCAACUAUCUACGGGGCUGAAAAAAAUAUUUAUGAAGCUCAGAUGAAAAUUAGUAACGCAGAGAUAAAUGCAGACACAGCUAACAACGAUGCCGACACGAUAAUCAGGAUCAUUGAGGAGUCCUUCAAGAGACUGGAUGAAAUAGAAAGAGAAGCCAUGAAGUCAAACGAAACCAGUGAACACAUUCGGGAAACCACUGUCAAGUCGACAUCAAACAUCGAAGCAUUAAAGAAGCAGAUCGAUGAGAUGCAUAAGAAAACCAUCGAAUGGGAGGGUGAACUAAAACAGGAGUCAGACGCAACUGACUUAACGUUCUUUGAUGUGGAUCAGCUGACACAGAGGGUGAAGGACAUGGACUCUAAAUUGGAUACAUUCAUAAACCAAUACGCGAGUCUGGAGGACUUGGACCUGGUGAUGAUCAAUAAGGCGUACGAGUUGGUGAGUCGGCUCGACGAGAAGUUCACCUCCUUCGACUGGUACAACAGGUUCAACCACAUCAGAAACAUCGACAGCAGGCUGGAGGUGUGGCUCACCCAUUACGAGUUGAUUCUACAGCAGUUGAAGUUGGACAUGGACAACGCCAGACACAUCAGCCUCGCCAUACCGAGCAUGUGCUUCAAAAUCACCGAACUCGAAAUCAGCGAGUGGAACAGAUAGUGGCUGGCGAUGAUGAUAAGGAUGAUGAUGACGUUGUUGCUGCUGUUGAUCAAGUUGUUUGUGCUGACGUACAUGGUGGUGAUGGUGUAUGGUGGUGAUGAUGGUGGUGAUGAUGUGGAUGAUGACGAACGACAAUCACAACAAUGCUGGUGAUGGAAAUUGUUAUUAAAACUUCGAACCGUUUGUGCUAGUGAUGAUAAUAAAGUUUUGAAUUUGAUGAUGAUGGUGACACGUUGUAGUAAAGAUGAUGAUGAUGAUGACGAUGGUAAAAUGAUGUAAUGAUGAAAUGAUGUGACGAUGACUGCAGUGAUUACAACAAAUGAUCAUCUAAUAGAGAAGAUGAGGAGAAAUUAAAUUAUUUUAUUUCUGUCACCUUUCCUCUUUUCAGAGAUGUUAGAUGUUAGAUUGUUCCUCUCUGAUGGACUCUAAUGUUUCAAAUUUAUAUUCUGAAUAAUUUUUAACGAUGUUUCUAAAACUAUCAAAAUAUAUUUUAUUGUCAUUUUACAUUUUGAUAUCAAACUUUUUAACAUUUUUUAAACAGCAUCAAAGGUUUGGAUAUUUUUAAUUUUCAGUUUUUUGGGUACCAUCAUUCUUCAGCUCAGCUGCUUGUAACCUUGCUUGGUGGUGCUAAUAACUUAUGUGCGUUAGGCAUCGCUGCAUCCAGCUCGUCGACUGGCGGCUACAUUUAUAUUUUGCGGUGGUCAGUCGCCCAUGCACAUCGAUGUAGUUCAUUGUAGGCCAUCUUCUUUCAUACUUUUUGUUCAUUAUUAGUUUUUAGAGGAGCUCUCUUUAUUUGAAUUCAUCAGUAUUUAGAGUUGGAUUUUCAUUUGUUUUAAAUAUGGAAAUAAAUUUUCAAUUUAAUUGUCU
Molecule: messenger RNA, 4986 nt
Organism: Helobdella robusta
Lineage: Eukaryota; Metazoa; Annelida; Clitellata; Rhynchobdellida; Glossiphoniidae
Exons: 29
Coding region: 1-4119 (1372 amino acids)
Source: RefSeq, a predicted model, not a curated record